This is a messenger RNA of Leguminivora glycinivorella, 4251 nucleotides long. It is a transcript of the gene Psn, whose product is annotated as presenilin-1. NCBI's taxonomy places the organism in Eukaryota, Metazoa, Arthropoda, Insecta, Lepidoptera, Tortricidae. Gene Ontology annotation, cellular component: apical plasma membrane; neuromuscular junction; nucleus. Gene Ontology annotation, biological process: amyloid-beta metabolic process; amyloid precursor protein catabolic process; calcium ion transport. The record is from RefSeq and is a predicted model, not a curated record. Bases 164 to 1618 code for a protein of 484 amino acids. Gene Ontology annotation, molecular function: aspartic endopeptidase activity, intramembrane cleaving. The transcript is spliced from 9 exons.
UUUCGUGUAAAUUUGGUCGUAUUAUCCCAGUUGUCAAUAAUUUCCUGAACUAGUUUUUAGUUUUGUAUGAAGAAAGUCAAGUAAUUAUUGAUAUUUCUGUUAAUAACAAGCUCAAAUUCUGUUGUUUUGUUUGCAAAAUGCGUGUUAGCUAUAGGGUUAAUGAAUGAGUGACACAGGUAGUGAGUCAGACGAGGCGACCGAGCGUACGGCACUCAUGGACGGCCACAUCGCAGAAGCUCGUCCCGAUAGGGAGAUCGCCGAAAGGAUCGCUAGGAAAAAGAAAACGAAAUCGGAAAGUCAGCGCACUUAUGGCGUGAGUAACACGAAUAGUGUGGAGCAAAGUGAUGGUGGCGGGCCAAGCGGGCCCAGCAGGCCUGGGCCGAGCGGGCCGACCCCGCCGCAGCCGACGGAGCCUCAGAUCGAGGAGCUGGAGCUGAAGUAUGGAGCCCGGCAUGUGAUCAAGCUAUUUGUACCUGUUACACUGUGUAUGCUGGUGGUUGUGGCUACAAUAUCCACUGUCAGCUUUUACUCUGUUAAAGAUGUAUAUUUAGCAUACACACCAUUCCAUGAGGAAAGCCCCCAUGCAGUGACAAAAGUAUGGAACGCACUGGCCAACUCCAUGAUCCUGCUAUGUGUGAUCGCACUGAUGACUGUGCUGCUCAUCGUGCUGUACAAGAAGCGGUGCUACAAGAUCAUACACGGCUGGCUCAUCCUCUCCUCUCUGAUGCUGCUGUUUUUGUUCUCGUAUUUGUAUAUAGAAGAAGCGCUAAGAGCCUACAACAUCCCAAUGGACUACAUAACACUAGGGUUCGUCAUGUGGAACUUCGGUGUCAUGGGCAUGAUUGUGAUCCACUGGAAGGGCCCGCUGCGGUUACAGCAGGCCUACCUGAUCUUCAUCGCUGCGCUGAUGGCGCUGGUGUUCAUCAAGUAUCUGCCGGAGUGGACGACGUGGGCAGUGCUCGCUGUUAUCUCUAUUUGGGAUUUAGUAGCAGUAUUGACUCCAAAGGGUCCACUGAGGAUAUUAGUUGAAACGGCUCAAGAAAGGAAUGAGCCUAUAUUCCCAGCUCUUAUUUACUCAUCGACGGUGAUGUACUGCCUGGUGGGGACGACGACGACGGGCGAAGGUGAGCCCCGGGAGCUGCGGCCUCUCAACCACGGUACCGCGCCCGAAGGCCGAGCGCAGACGCGGCCGGCGUCCGGGGACGGCGACGGCGGCUUCGACGCCGCCUGGGCCGCGCGCCGCGACCAGGGCCGCGAGGCGCGCCGCCUGCGCGUCGACGGCACGCAGCCCGCUAACUACACUACACGGGUCGAGAGGCCUGCGCCACCACCUGACAUGGAGGAAGAGAAGGGUGUGAAGCUAGGCCUGGGCGACUUCAUAUUUUACAGCGUGCUGGUGGGCAAGGCCAGUUCCUACGGAGACUGGAACACCACGCUCGCGUGUUUCGUCGCUAUACUUAUUGGUCUGUGCCUGACCCUGCUGCUGCUAGCGAUCCUGAAGAAGGCGCUGCCCGCGCUGCCCAUCUCCAUCACGUUCGGCCUCAUCUUCUACUUCGCCACGCGCGGCGUCGUCAAGCCUUUCGCGGACGCGCUGGCCGCGGAACAGGUCUUCAUUUAGCUACCGCCCCACGUAUUAGUUAUCUAAUUUAGAAAUGUCUGCGAUGGAAAUGAGAUUUUUUCCUUUAAAUUAAAAAAAGUUACAACAGGCAACAAUUAAUGAAGGCAUCUCUAUAACGUUCGGUCUUAUUCUACUUCGCGGCAUCGUCAAGCCCUUGGCAGACGCAUUAGCGGCCGAACAAGUCUUCAUUCAGCUACCGCAGAAACGUCUGCGAUCCAUUGGAUGGCGAUGGAAAAUAAUUGUAUUUUUUUUUCGUGAAUUUAAAAAGUAACAGUAGAUAUCAAUUAUGAAGGCGAUUCCUUCCAAAUUCUCGAUUAUUGUUGACCAUUUGUAAACCUUGAUGCAUACGGUUCGAGGCUAGUUGUGUUGCGACAGUGUUAAAAGAACGAUAAAAUUGCUUUAGUCCCAUUUGUAUAAACUAUAAAAAUUUAAUUUAUUUGAAACUUCUUGUGUGAUCUCAUUUUACAAAUACCUCACGCGUUGUGAUGGUCCCUAUGAGUUCGUUUUUAUACGGAGCAGUAGUUACGUUGCAACACUUUCGAAGAUUGAUAGGCCUUAUGUUCUCAUUAUAAUAUUUUUAACUGACAAGUUAACCGGAUGAUUAAGUGAAAUAACAUCCAGGGAAUUAUUUUGUAAUAUAUACGCUUGUAAUGUUCACUUCAUGCCUUCUUACGACGCCUUAUAGGACUCGCAGCAAAUACCAAAAGCGGUUUUGUAAGAAAUUUGUACGCACUGUCGAUUAUGGCACGGAAGUCAGUCUUGCCCAAUGAUAUCUAAUGUUUUAAAUAAGUAAAUUAAUUUCAAUUUUAGGAUUUUACGGGCAUUUCCAGAAUUUGGGACCCAAAAUUAGCGUAAGUUGUUAACAAAAAUUAACUCGACGUCAGUUUUGUGACGAGAAUUUAAAAAGCAUGAAAUUUAAAAAAAAAUAUUUUUUUGUGUUAAUUACAUAAACAUUAAGUCAUAAUCAACAUCCAGAACGUGAAAAAAGUUAAUUUUUAGUCAAAUUUUAUGCUUAAUUGUCGUAACAAAACGGAGAGUGAGUUAAUUUUUGUUAAGAACUUACGCUAAUUUUAUUUUGGGUCCCAAAUUCUGAAAAUGCCCUUACUUGCGAUCGCUCUACUAACCAAUGUAACAUAAUGAAACAGAAAAUACGCUAUGUAAAGUUCUUGUCUCAGUUGAUCAUUUUGGUAAACUAAUGUUAAUACUGCACUCAAAAAGUGCUAUUGUGAGAUUUAAAAGUUUACGAAAUAUUUGAUGUGACAGUGAACUCUAAAGACUGACAUUAUCCAGGUAAAUCGCAGUGUCUAACCAAAUGAUUGUAGAUAUACUCGUUAAGGUAUACCUAGUGUUAGAAACAAAGUGACAUUAGAAUGCAAUCAAUCGACACCAAUAGCAACUAGUAUUAACACAGAGUUCAGACGGCCUCGCCAAGAUGAUAAUCGUUUGCGCCGUAGUGAAACAGUAGUCUUUCUAUCAUUUCAUUAGCGACGGAAAAACAUAGUCGUUGGUUUGUUACCACGAAAACGAUUGACAUUUUUGAAAGGAACCAUGUUGUUUAAGUAGGAUGUUCAAAAUGUAAAAAAUCUAACCUAAGCUUACCUGCGUUAUAACUCGUUUACUUAAGUUUCAUAACUUAUUAACAUUCCAUUAGUUUUACGACUUUUUCAUAAAUGACUGUUCCGUUCUGUCCUGUUGUAUCUGGCAGGUGUUUUGUUACUUAAGUAAUGUACCUGUAUAUUAUGUGUAAUACAUACAUGAAUUGAAACUGUAUCCUUGAUUCUUAUCGCGAUUUCUAGGCGUGACCGAAUUAUCAUCAUCGUAAAUACUCUAUUUAUGCGCAGUUUAGUUCAACGUUUUCUAGCUGAAAUGAAAUGUUAGCAGCAGACAUGACAUACUGCACAAGCCAUCCAUGGCAAUGUAUAGGACAAUUAGAAAUAUGGGCUUGCCUCUGAUAGAAUGUCAAGAAAAGCUCAUCCUUAAAUUAUGAAGUGGUUAUAAUUAUUAGCUAGGAACUUUGUAAAGCAAAUUAGGUAAUAUAACUUUUGAUAUAACAACAAUUAUGUUUCAUUUCUCCCUCCAUAGUCAAACAAGGGUUUUAAUAAAAACAUAUUUAUUAGGUACUUAAGUAUACAUAUAAAUAUUGCUUCAUUACAAAAUCUUUGAGAUACACAUGUCAGAUAUAAACUGAACAAUUCAGUCUCUUUGUAUACGCAAAAGGUAUAACGGUAAUUUAGAAUUUUUGUACCCUUAAAAAAAGUAAAAACUGUAAACUGCUCAACAAAAACUAAUAACAGUUAUAAUAGUAUGUAACUAAUAAAUGACUUUCUGGUUGUAACGCAAGUCUUGACGAAAAAAUACUCACUAUAGGUACUUAUUGCACUGUUGGUUAACUGGUAACUGACUGAUGCAUCGUUUGUCAUAAAUUCCAUGGCAUUUAAAGUGGAAAGAUUAAAAUAGCAAUAAGAAAAACUUUGAAUCGAGACAUUAAUAAAGAGAAAGUUGGAUAACAUAGAAAUACCUAGAUGCUAUAAGGUAUUAAAGGGGAAAUUAUGAAAAUACUCAUUACUCCAUAAAUUAAAAAAGGAUAAAAUGUGAAGUCAUAACCGUGAACUAAAACCGGUGCGAAUACAAUA